Molecule: messenger RNA, 7843 nt
Organism: Pecten maximus
Lineage: Eukaryota; Metazoa; Mollusca; Bivalvia; Pectinida; Pectinidae
Product: serine/threonine-protein kinase NLK-like
Exons: 11
Coding region: 234-1529 (431 amino acids)
Biological process (GO): protein phosphorylation; intracellular signal transduction
Cellular component (GO): cytoplasm; nucleus
Molecular function (GO): ATP binding; MAP kinase activity
Source: RefSeq, a predicted model, not a curated record
UCACGUGACUUCUUUGUGUGUCGGACUCGCAGCGUGUGAGUCAGACAGCCUGUAUCUCUCUGUAUUCAUCUAUGUAUUCAAAUAUAUAAACGGAAUUUUACCAAAAUACUCUCCGAUGUGGAUGGAGAGGCCUUAGCGGUACUGUGUGUGCAAACGGGGACAUGUGGAGAUUCUGAGUACUACAUUCCAAGCGAUUUUCGUGCGGGCACCUUGCUUGAUUUCGUGGGUUGGUUAUGGCGGUGGUCGGGCAAAGACACGCUCGACACAUUAUAAUGCCCCCUCCCAAUUUACCUCCCCAUUCCCAACAUGCUAUCCUGACGGCUGCUGUGGCGGUACCUUACUACCAGGUUGUACCCCCACAAGAUGUCCAGCCGGACAGACCCAUAGGAUACGGGGCAUUUGGAGUUGUCUGGUCGGUAACGGACCCACGAGAUGGAAAGAGGGUGGCCCUGAAGAAAAUGCCUUGCGUCUUCCAAAACCUAGUCUCAUGCAAACGGGUUUACCGGGAGCUGAAAAUGCUCUGUCAUUUCAAACAUGACAAUGUAUUAUCAGCUCUUGACAUCCUACAGCCGCCAAACAUCGACUUUUUCCAAGAAGUUUACGUACUAACCGAACUCAUGCAGAGUGACCUUCACAAGAUCAUAGUUUCUCCACAACCUCUCACUUCCGACCACGUCAAAGUCUUUCUUUACCAAAUACUCAGAGGCUUAAAAUACCUCCAUUCCGCCAGAGUUUUACACCGUGAUAUCAAACCGGGAAACCUACUAGUCAACAGUAACUGCGUACUAAAGAUCUGUGAUUUUGGAUUGGCCCGGAUUGAGGAGCCAGAUGAGUCGAUCCACAUGACCCAGGAGGUCGUGACCCAGUACUACAGAGCCCCAGAGAUCCUAAUGGGAGCAAAGCAUUAUGGGUCGGGCGUGGAUAUCUGGUCCGUGGGGUGUAUAUUCGCGGAGCUGCUUGGGCGGCGGAUUCUCUUCCAGGCACAGAGCCCCAUACAACAGUUAGAACUCAUCACAGAUUUGCUCGGCACACCGUCAGUGGACGACAUGAGGACAGCAUGUGAUGGCGCGAGGGCACACUUACGAAGACAGCCCCACAAACCUCCCUCACUAGCUGCCCUCUACACACUCUCCAGCCAGGCUACCCAUGAGGCAGUUCACCUCCUGUGUCGUAUGCUUGUCUUCAACCCCAAGAAACGCAUCACGGCGGCCGACGCCCUUGCUCACCCGUACCUAGAUGAGGGCCGGCUACGUUAUCAUUCAUGUAUGUGUAAAUGUUGUCUGAACACCAACUCCUCAGGGCGCCAGUAUACCUCCGACUUUGAGCCCGUCUGUCACCAGCCAUUUAGCUAUACAUUCGAGGAAGGACUCACGUCGGUCAGAGUUGUUAAAGAAAAAUUACACAAGUUCAUUUUAGAACAGCAACAAGGGAAUUCGGUUCCUCUAUGUCUCAAUCCAAACUCCAUAUCAUAUAAAAGCUUCGCAAGGGAUCCACUGUCAGAGCGCGACAACGUGAAGAGGGGCCACUGACCGGUAAAACUCACAAGUGGCACAGCCGUCUGAACUCCCACCUUCUCCUCAUGCCUGGGACUAAACUUCCUCAUCUGUUUCAUCGUAAUCAUCAUCAUCAUCACAAAUUUUAGCCAGGACCAAAGUGUGAAUGCUUUAUUGGCCCUAUCAUGGGGUGAAUAGAUGUGUUGACCUGGAGGUUGGCACUAAUCAGCCAAUGAAUUCCACUCAUCAAUAGUUUACUCUAAAGAUUUUGGUGCUCACAAUUAUGUGUGUAUUGUCGUGUGAUAAUGUUAUUUGGGCGAAUAUUUUUUUUUUGUCUUAAGCUGUAACACUGUUUGACAGUGAAACCAAUCGUACUGUUUAACAGUUUUGUGACUUCCAAUUGCUAUGUGACAGUUGGUUUACUGUAUCAUUAACGCCAUUGAAAUAUUCCACAGAAUUUCAGAUGAAAUACUUACACAUUUUCUCAACAAUUUGAACUGAAAUGUUACUGCUAUAUAACACUUACUGUAGUUGAAUAUCCAGUAGAGUUGUCCCAAGUUACGGCACUUCUAUUCAACAAACUGUCUCCCUUAUAUUUUUGGAGUUAUCUCCCUUGGUCAAAUUUACCCGUACAACCCUCUGUCACAUACCUACAUGGAGAAGGAUCUCAACCAGUCAGACAUCAACUCAGACGUGGAGAGAGAUUCUUUAAUUUUCUUUAUAUAAAAUUAGGUAAAUAGCAAUAAGUGCCAGUAAUCAUUUAAAAUUAAAAAUAUAUAUCUAAAUUUUCCUUUGUACAUCAGCCUUCUCAAAUCAUCUUUCAUGGCAAGGAGAAAAAAUAAUUACAGAAUAAUUCGCUAAAAAGUGUGACAAUUCUUCUCUGUGGAACCACAAGCUGAGUGGAAGUCUGACUGGACUAUAUUUAUAUGAGGAUGUGACUCGCAUAUCAGUGGAGUGAUCUCCACCCGUCUGUGGUAAAACAGAAUUACCUCCCCUUGUUCCAGUGUGUAACAUGCAAAUGGGGAUUGACCACCUAUACUAAGAUCUGUAUUCUGUGUCAAGUGCAUUCAACAAUCGUCCAUUCCGUGCAAUUUAUGAACCAUAGCUUGGUGUUAGUUGAUCAUGUGAUACUCGCCAAUGAGUGAAGAGUUCCGAUUCUGUAUGGCGGAGGGCUCCUGAAGCUGAGACGUUGAUUGGAUCGUGCCAGUAUCUUGUAUAAACAUAUGUUUCGUAAAUCCACACAAACUUUCAGGAUAGGAUUAGUAACAGAUGAGGAAUGUUUUCGACAGACUUGCGUGAAAGGGAGAUGUGUACAUGAUUUGUCAAGGUCGACAUUUAUCAUAAAUAUUUAAUAUGAAAGUUCAAAGACUUUUCUUGAAUUUCAUGGAAUGUGUGAUGCAAACUUCAGGCUGUGGUCUGAGGCGACAAUAUAUAGGUUGUGUGUUAGUAAUGUGAUGUUUCUGUUGCUUUGUUCAAAUGGAAACUUCACACAGUUCUGUGUUAACUCUGUGUGGGAACUCGUUGUACUAGUCUCCCAGUAUGAUAUUGGUGAAAAAUUUGGUGAUAAUAUACAUUGUGACAUCAUCGAUGACAUCAUUGGUAUGUACCAGAGGUCAAGAAUCUCAUCCCAAUGGUAUGUCCUAGUCAGCCAUUUUAUCUUUCCCUGUGUUUAUAAUACAAUGGUGGACUCUUACCAAGAUCUCUCUAGAUCAGAAUAUAAAUAUUGGUCCAAGACAUUUUUUUACGUUUUAUUUGUGGUAACUUUUUAAUUCCAAAUCUCUGUAUUAGUUGAGAUAUUUAAAUGAACCUCUCAUCCCCAUGUUUUCAAAGUGGAAUGUUCCAUAACAUUCGGUCUGGUCAUUCCAAAGAGGACAACAGGUUUGGAAGGGUGAAACAUAAAAAACAACACAGUCUCAUCCUGUUGUUUAAAUUACACAAUGCAAGAUCUUGUUGUGUCGUGACUAGACCAGAGAUCAUGAUGGACAUGGUCAAGUCUUGCGGACAACACUAUAUACCAUGUAUGAUAUUAUUUAACUGGAAUGUGAUAUGUAAUAAAUCUAUUUAUAGAAACUGUUCAAGCCAAUGAUAAAAUCAUGACAAACGGGAAAGCUUUAACAAAAUGCAAAGCAUUGUGGGUAAUUGUAUUUGUAGUUUGGGAGGUACAAUCGAGGUUUCUGAAUCCAGUUUCACAAAAUGUUUUUUAACUCUCUGGGAGAUUCCUGGACUUUCCGUGUUGUUUUUGGGGCCAAUUAUUGGUCCAAUUUCUGAUUGAAAUUAUUUCAUAUUUUAGCCAAAUUAUCAAAUUUGGGUUUACACAAAUUUUCUUUCCAAAAUGAGAUGUAAAGCCCCAUCCUGCACCAGGGAGAAAGAAAGCACUAAUAUAUCUCCCAACAUCUAAUCCUUAUUACUUACCUUGAUUGUAUAUGUGGAAAAAAAAAAAAGUUACGGAAAGCUGAUGUAAAUGAAGAAGUUAAAGACUAUCAGUGAAACUGGACCUGACAGCCGAGAGUUUGGGACCCCGAGACUCCCUCAUGUGUAGUCCUCGCCUAAUGAUCUCACAUUUAAUGUAUAUCGCACUUUUUUUAUUGUUACAAAUUCCUGCUACUUCAUCCAUGAUAUGCCAUUUAUUCUAUUUCUUAUUUUUGUUUGUCUAUUCUGACUGAUACAAGUGUACAGUAAUACCUUACGAUUUUUGUGUCCAUGUGUGUAUGUUAUGAGGGAGUGAUAUUUACAAGUGUACAUACCUGUGUAUUGAAUAGAUAAAUCAAAAAGGAAGACAAUUCCAGCUCUCUCAAGUCUUAAAGGUUUUAUAUAUUUAUUGUGUUUUUCGCGAUCAGACGAUUUGUAUUGUGGAUGUGUCCACCGUGUAAAUGCCUAAGUCUGUAAGUUUAGCCUUUUUGUCUCCUUGGAUAAGUGACUAGAGAUUUCAAGGUUGUCGCAUGAGAAUAUGCAUGUAACAGAUUCACAACGUAUGAACUAUCCUUGCAUCGGUUGUAUUUUACACAAGACAUCCACGUUGGUAUUCAAAAAAAAUUGUUCCUGUCGUUCGAGCAGUGCAUCUGCUCAAGCACAGUUUUAUAUGCCAGUACUUUUUAACAAAAUGUUUGUCUUGUUUGACAGAAAGACUUAUCUCGUUAAAUAAGUAAGAGGGUAACCCUAUAUGUCUGUAGGUCGGAACAACUCAGGGAAACAAUACUGCAGACUGUAAAAAUCCCUUGUUCAACACAGUACUACGAGUAGCCCUUAUAAUGUUGUAUUCUCCCAAUUGUGAGGGUAUAUCGACUGUUUUUUUUUUAAGAUUGUGGGGUAAUGGGCUUGUAUGCUGCCAGUAUCCUAUGCAUUAUAAUGCCACUUCCUUUGUAAUUAAAUUGUGUGAUGAACAACCCUAUUUUUACAUUUCUACCGUGACAUGUUGACACCGAAUGUUAUAUGUUUAAGUCAGAGGGGUAAAUGGUUGUGCUAUUGAAUGUCCUAGCAUUGCAAGAAUAACAUGUUAGAUAAUCAAAGAUUUCUUUUGUACAUUCAAAAUUUUGUCGAUGUUCAGAAUUUCUUUUCUUUUUUUUUUAAAUCGUGCCAAUUCAUCAGGGUUCCAAUGAAAUUUGUCCAAUCGUUUGUAUAUAUAAUGGUGUCCAUGACAACUACAUAUCGUUUUAUUUAGCUUGACCAACCAUCGACCAAUCGGUGAACCACCAGUGAAAGUGCCAGUUCACACACUAAAGCAUCUUGUAUCAUUGUAGUAAUCUGCAGUUUCUGCGGGAUUUGCUGUCGUAUGAUCUGAUGUUUACACACACAGGUGCAUUCCAUAGGUAACCCACUGCCUUUUACCAGUCAACUACACAGACAUACAGCAAAUAAUUUUAUUAUAAUAUUUUUUUUUUUUUAGUGUAUUUCCCCUUGAUAAUUUUAUACUACAAGGAAUAUACGUUUGUACAUAUAUUAUAUAUGUGUGUGUUUUGUGUAGUAACUGGUAGGUUUUAAUUUAUUUCAUAGUAAUUAGUAUGUUGGUGCGUUGUCCUUUGCCUGACUGAGUGUAUGCUUGACCUUUCAAAUUCACCAAGUACACAGCAAUGUGGUGCCGAUCACAAAGUAGAUAUCAUCGUCUCAUCAAAUUAUCAAUUCAAUAUUCCACAUAAAUAUUGACAUGAUCAAUUACAUUUUUUUCCCUUCUUAUAACUGGGGAAAGAAAAUAUACUGUAAAUUUAAAGAUCAGUAAUAUCUAAAAAAAAAUCUGAGCAGAUUUACAAGGUAAAAGGGAGAAAGGGGAAAGUAUAGUUGUAGAAAAAAUAUUCUGUCUGAAUCACAACCACAUUGUUUUCAUGUAGAGGGGAGACAACUCCUGGACACACCAACAAUAAGACACUAUGUAUUAUAUCUAUAUAUACCUAUAUUAUCAACAAUUGUACAGUUUUUUUUUAUGUAAAUGAGCAAAGGUCAUUCCACAAAUCAAUGUGUAUAUUGUAUAUCUGAUAUUUUUGUCAAUGGAAUGUUUCUAAUUGUGCAUGUUUUGAGAGUGUACAGUGUCUGUAUUACUGAGCAAGAGAAAAAUUUUGAAAGUGUUUGCAUGAAGAGAAACAGGCUGUGUUGUACAGAUCUUUAUCAUGAUGUCUGAUAACAGGAUUUCAAUUCAAGAUUUAAUAAUGAUUCAAAUUAAUUCCAUUAAAUAUACCUUGGAAAAUAAUUGUUAGUAACAACCUUAGCUGCUUUGGAUUUUUAAACUGAAAUAAGAUUGCCAGGAAAAUAAAAUAAUCAUAAAAAAAAAAAAAAAAAAAAUCAUUAAAAUUGCAAUUUUGAAAAUCCUGUCUCAAACAGCGUAUAAGGAAUUGUAAAGAAGGCCUUGGGGUAAAUGAUGGUAUUUAUGUUGCUGUAGUGUAGGGGGCGUAAUUAUUCCAAUACGGUAUUUUUGUCACAGUAGUGUAGGGGAGGUAACUAUUUCAACAUUUCCACAAGGCUUUGAUGUUGGUGUAAAAUUGUAUGUAUAAGGGCAGAUAACUCUGGCCUUCCCGAUAGACCCCCAUCCAUCAUUGAUGUAGUUACAACACCUGCCUGGUCAGCACAUUGUGUGGUGUUGCCAAAAUAUUGUUAGCAUUUCCUGUUUUUGUCCUACACAAACUUCAAAAGGCCAUUUUGGUUUAUCAACAUGUGCAAUUUUUGUAUCUGAUGUAAAUAUAUGAAUAGUGAAAAGUGUCUCUGUUACAUUGUAGAGGUUACUGGACUUUUUAAACUCGCCCCGUUACAGUUGUUCAUAUAAUUGUUCAAAUGAAAAAAAUAUAUAUAUAUCUACAUUUUAUAGAAGUCAAAAGCAAUAUGACUUUGACUGAAGCUUUGGGUUGUGGGGGACGGCAGGAUUGUAGGUUCAUAUUCCUUAGUUCUCCAUUGUACACGUGAAAUUCAGUGCCUUCCGUUCGUACCUCAGGUCCUGUACACGUGUUCCGUUGGCAAGUUUUAAUAAAAACUCAAAGUUUUACCCCAAAAAUCUAUUGCCGUUUCUUUUAUUUCUUAUAAGUGACAACAAAUCUAUUUCGUCAUUGCUGCGGAUCUCCGAGGUCUGUUGAAAUUGUCAUGUUUUCUGUCACAUCAAUAGCCAAAAUUGAUCGGCUAUGUAUGUAUCUAUUAAUGAACUUAUUGUUAUUAAAAACUUUUUUUUUUAUUAAAAUUUUUAAAAGUGAAAGAGCGAAGUUGUUAGCUUGUUUGGUUAAAGAUUUCCGUUUCUUGCUAGCUGGACACUGUCCUGCAGAUUUUUCCAAGCCUUAUCCCUUAUGUGUCGGUGUGUUAGGAAGACCAGUGUCUUUAGAGGAUAUCUCAUGUCAGUUAUUUUAAACAUCAACCAGUUGUGGUAGUUGUUUAGCACUGUGACACCAAGUAGGGUUUCACCAGAUCAUAACCUCUGCAUGACCUUUGACCAGGGUUCACCUUUGAACUAUUGACCCUUGUGGCCUUUGAAUUAUUAUCUUGCCAGAGGUAUCCAAUGGGAAAAGGUUAUGUGGAUGAAUAUAUAUAUAUUUUUUUUGGCUGUACAAACUGCCGCCCCAAGCCUGUGGUUGUAGGCCCUGGGGUUAUUUAUUGUUUGUUCAGGUCUGCCUAUAGAUGUAUUGCUAUUACAUGAUAUGUCUAUAUUUAGGUAUGUCUAUAUUUAGAUAUUUCUAUAUUUAGAUAUGUCUAUAUUUAGAUAUUUCUAUAUUUAGAUAUGUCUAUAUUUAGAUAUGAUAGAACCCUAGCUUUUGUUAUGUUUUGCACAGAAUUUGCGAGUGAAGUGUCAGAGAGAGACGAAUUGUGUAUGUUACGUCUAUUUACAUGUAUUUAUGAACGAAGUAAACUUUAAUAAAUGGACUAAAACCUGAAAAAUAAACCUA